CUUCUGGCUUCGGCAGCUAGAUGACAGGCCCUAGUAGCCAUCUUGUGAGAGAUGACUUCAACAGCGAAACCACAGAAUAGAAACCGCACCUUCGAUUUUACCACAGUGUACGAUAUACGACACAGCAACGUCGAAGGAACAGAGGAAUCACAGAAAACAAUAACUGACGACGAAGACGACGACGAAAGAAUGGUGAUAAGUGAAGACCGUACAUCCACUGGAUCCCCGGAAGUCGGGAGUCCUCUGGACUCUCUUCAUAUGAUGGGCCCAUUUAAUGGAGACGAUACGAGAGAAUCCGACUCCAAAAGCGUGAAUAGUGAAAUGAUAGAAGACCAGAAUGAGGAGGAGAAAGGGAACAUAGACUCCAAUCUUUGUGACGACGAUAAUUCCGAAGUGCCUUCUACUGUAGGAUCCCAAGAUGUAGAAACACCUGAAGAGAGCGAAGCUGAAGAUUUCGGAACUGGUUCCCGGUUUGAAUCCUCUACGUCAUCUUCUCGACGUAACAAAAGAAAGAACUUCCAGCCACGAAACAUCGUCUAUCAGUACGCUGACAGUGACGUCGAUAACGAAUUGUUCAUUGAUUACAGCUUUAAUAAGACUGAGGAGCUCCCAGAAUCUCGUGAAAUAACGAAUUAUUCGGAAUACCAGGAGUACUCGGGCGACGAGCUACGCAGAAGAAAUUCUAGUCCAUGUCGAAUCCAAACAUCAGUAGUGGGCAUUCAGGGACCUAGGACAACCAUUCCAAAGAAGCUUCUGGAAGGAGACAAAGACCAACCACUAGAUCUCACUAGCGAUAGUGUUGGCCCAACUAAUAACGAAAGAAAUCUCGCGAAUAAAGGCGACUUCUCUCCAGUCGACUUAACUACGCGUAGGGAUCACAACUGGCUUUGUUUCCCCCAAACUGUGGAAGCUGUAGAUUUGUCAAAAAACACUCGUCUGGAGAGCGGAUCCCCCCCGCCUAACCGCGCCAUUGUCAAAGGUCACGCAUCUGUCUCAGCGUUUACCUCGUUAGAAAAUCACGCACCCUCCUCCAGAGAUGGAGGUUGUACACCACGUGCUGGGCCCGCCCUUAGCGGUAGGGAGGCUGUGCCCCCAGCAGUAGAUGCCUCGUUGAUGCGGGACUACGCUGAAUCUACGAUGAAAGAACUCCUGGGUAUCUACGGUCUGAAUGACAUGGGGGACUCCAUCACCAAGCACGUGCCACUACAGAACUUUUCCUCAGGUAAAAUUUUAGAGCACAUGCCUCUUUCGUCCUUAUCGUUCCCCUACCUAUCAAUGAUGCACCAUGCACCAAGCUCUGCCGUCUUGAGUCAGCAUUUACCAAUGGUCUCAGAGGCGCCAUCUAGUGUUGAUCACUCGUUUCGUACGACACCCACGUCUGCACCGACACCUAGCGUUAAUCAUCUCUCUUACAUGCCACACCCACACGACGAAGGUCUUCUGGAGUCUCUGCGGUCAAAAGUAGCCGACAGCAUGUCGAAAAUGGCGUCUGUAGCCCCACACAACAUGAUGAACAAUAAGGAUAUGGCAACUAUUCUAACUCUUGCUGCGCUGGGAACGAAAGUUGCAACUGGACAAGCGCCUCCAGAGGGCGUCUUUCCUGCUCAAUCUCCAAGUCCCAUUGUGUCGCCCGUGACUACAGCGCCCUGUUCUACGCUGGUGGUUCCAGCCAGCACAGACUCAAUGUUAGGAAGCAGAAAAAACACGAAUCCUGUGAGACUCAACAACGGAAAAACUGGACCCAUGGAUUACACUCGGUACGUAAAGAGAUUUGCAAAUGCGUCGGAGUGCGGGAGUAACUACUGUAAAGACUUAAAUUACCGAGAACAUUUCCAUUGUCUUGAUUGCAAUUCCAGGGUAUUUGUGAAGAAGGAAGAAAUGAUACGACACUUCAAAUGGCACAAAAAACGUGACGAGUCUCUUCAACACGGCUUCAUGAGGUAUAGCCCGAUGGACGACUGUUCGGACAGGUUUACGAACUGUUCUCAUAACCGGAAGCAGACCCAUUACCACUGCCUGAAGGUGAGAUUUGCUGACAGUUUUAAUGUGUACCGGUCAACAAACUAUUUCAGUUUUCAUUGA
Limulus polyphemus (Atlantic horseshoe crab) is the source of this 2082-nucleotide messenger RNA. RefSeq lists its product as uncharacterized. Gene Ontology annotation, biological process: regulation of neuron differentiation; positive regulation of transcription by RNA polymerase II. The record is from RefSeq and is a predicted model, not a curated record. The coding region runs from base 52 to 2082 and encodes 676 amino acids. The transcript has 6 exons. Lineage: Eukaryota; Metazoa; Arthropoda; Merostomata; Xiphosura; Limulidae. Gene Ontology annotation, cellular component: nucleus. Gene Ontology annotation, molecular function: DNA-binding transcription factor activity, RNA polymerase II-specific; RNA polymerase II transcription regulatory region sequence-specific DNA binding.